UGUGAUGAUGCUGAACACACUCGCAGGGGUUCACUGACACACUCUCUCUCUCUCUCCUCUCCUCUCUCCCUUUUCCUCUCUCUCUCUCUCUAUCUGCUCUGGCGACGGAUAGACAGAUAAGCGGCGCACGGAUUGGUUUUUCUACGCCGCCGUUCCUGCGCUAGACUCCCCCGUGUUUCCAGGAGAAUCCCCGCUGCCUCUGUUUUUUUUUAUUUCUGGCUCCGCGUUUGCGAGAGAACAGGGCGGAAAAUGGGCUGUUUGGGCAACAGCAAGACCGAGGACCAGCGCAUCGACGAGAAGGCUCAGCGAGAGGCCAACAAAAAGAUAGAGAAGCAGCUCCAGAAGGAGAGGCAGGCGUACAAAGCCACACACCGGCUGCUGCUGCUAGGGGCUGGAGAAUCCGGAAAGAGCACCAUUGUCAAGCAGAUGAGGAUCUUGCACGUCAAUGGCUUUAACGCAGAAGAAAAAAAGCAGAAAAUCUUGGAUAUCCGAAAAAAUGUGAAGGACGCCAUCGUGACGAUAGUAUCGGCCAUGAGCACCUUAAUACCCCCAGUGCCGCUCGGCAACCCGGCCAACCAGUUCCGAGUCGACUACAUAAAGAGUAUAGCCCCGCUCUCAGACUUCGACUACACAGAGGAAUUUUUUGAGCACGCCAAACAUCUCUGGGAUGAUGAGGGAGUGAAGGCCUGCUUCGAACGCUCCAACGAGUACCAGCUCAUUGACUGUGCACAAUACUUCCUGGACAGAAUCGACUCAGUACGACAGAACGACUACACACCAACAGACCAGGACUUGCUUAGGUGCCGAGUUUUGACUUCAGGGAUUUUUGAAACGCGAUUUCAAGUAGACAAAGUCAACUUUCACAUGUUUGAUGUGGGUGGUCAGAGAGAUGAGAGGAGAAAGUGGAUUCAGUGCUUUAAUGAUGUGACGGCCAUCAUCUUCGUGGCAGCCAGCAGCAGCUACAACAUGGUGAUCAGAGAAGAUAACAGCACUAACCGCCUGCGCGAGUCUCUAGACCUGUUCCGCAGUAUCUGGAAUAACAGGUUUUUACGGACCAUCUCGGUGAUUCUCUUCCUGAACAAACAGGACAUGCUGGCAGAGAAGAUCCUUGCUGGCAAAUCCAAACUUGAAGAUUACUUCCCUGAGUACCUUCAGUACACAGUCCCGGCCGAAGCAACCGGUGACCCUGGAGAGGAUGCGAGAGUGACCAGGGCCAAGUUCUUCAUCCGGGAUGAAUUUCUGAGGAUCAGCACAGCGAGUGGUUCGGACAAACACUACUGCUACCCGCACUUCACCUGCGCUGUGGACACGGAGAACAUCCGUCGCGUCUUCAACGACUGUCGUGACAUCAUCCAGAGGAUGCACCUCCGGCAGUACGAGCUCUUGUGAUUGGCCGCCACCGGAUCCGAAUGCAUCGGAUCGCUUCUUUUCCACUCCCAGAUCGCAGCGGGACUAUGUGAACUACUGACAAGUGACAAUGUUGUCAUGAGAUUUUCUUUUUUUUUUUCUUUUUUUUUUCCCUCCUUUGAUGCUUUUUCCUCUCCUUACUUAUAGCCUGUACUUCUGAGACGAGAGUGAGGUGCACGAGAGAGUGUGAAAGUUUGUAUGCAUGUGUGUGUGACAGAGAGCGUGUGUAUGUGUGCUUGUGUGUAAGUGUGAUUGUGUGUGUGUGUCUGUGUGAAGCACCUGAAGACGCUGUUCGGAUUGCUUUUUUUUUUUGAUCACUCCAAGGUCAUUCCUGUUUUCAUUCUUUGACUCUUUUUGUUUCUUUUUUUGUUCCAGUUUCUCCGUCUUUUGAGGACUUUUUCUUUUACUUUCUGCUAGCUGUGGUUGGACGUGGACCAGCUAACCUAACGGAAACCUGUGGUAACUUCAGGCACGUUAGUCUGAACGUUUGACCUCUCCUCCGCAAAGAUUUGCGAGAAGGUUGUUUCUUUUUUUUUUCGUAGAAUACUUGACGUAGGGGGUGGACAAUGCACUUUGCAUCAGGUUCCUUAUAAAACAAGAAGGCCAGGAAGCAUACUUCACUAUGUAGCACCGCCAUAUUUAUUACUCGCCACUUUUUUCCUCUUUAGUAUGUAAUUUUUGUUUUUGCUUUUUUUUUGUUUAGUUUUUUGGAAUGUGUUUUGCUUUGUUCUUAUUCUGUUUUAUUUUCUGAUAAGAGUGCAGGGUUGUCGGGACAGCCGAGGGUGGGUAGGUUUUGGGGGUGGGUUGGGUUUGUUGGAAUCGUCCAAUGAGCACAGACUAGGCGUAAGAGUGGUGGCUUAUGGGACUCGUCGUAGUCCUUUGCACCUCUUGGCCAAUAGGCAGGCAGUAGUAGGCGCUUUUUUUCUGCCUAGAGAGAACCACCGCACUUGAUUGGCCAACCUCUCUUAGAACAAGGGGGAAGGUGUCUUGAUAUGGUGGGCGCUAGUCCUAUAUAAAUAUAUAUAAAUAAAUACAUAAUAUAUUUUUUGGGGGGUGGGGUUGUUUUAUUAUUAUUAUUAUAAUUAUUAUUAUUAUCCUGAGGAGGAACGUGCAAGGUUUGCUUUAUCUUGUACAGGCCUGCAAAAUGUAAUGUUAUUUUGUACAACUUCAUUGAAAAAGAGACAAAAAUGAAAAAAAAAGACAAAAAAAAAACUUAACUUUGACUUGUAGAAGCUCCUCGUGCCUUUGAUUACGGCUGUACCUGUAAAUGGGGAUUUAGAUGUAAGUACAUUUUUGACGGCGUUGUACAGCUUGAUGUCAAAUCUUAACCGCAGCACAGCCUGCUGAUGGGGAUCUCUUUCUCUCUCUGUAGAAACGCAUUUUUUCCUCUGGUUUAUAAAGAAUAACGAUGAUAUGGUCUUUAGUAUAAAAAGAAAAUUAGGCAAAAAAAUCUUGUAUACAAUAUGCAAAUUUAACCACUUGCUGAUGUUGAGAAGUUGCAGAUAUUAGAGUACAUGCCUUUUUAUUUCUCCUUCUUCGUGUUUCGUUUUUUUUCUUCUUCUUCUUUUUCGUUUGUUUGUUCGUUUUUUAUUAUUAUUUGUUUGUUUGUUUUAUUCCUCUCUCUCCCUUUGUAGGACUCGUUGACAGCUUUAAAAAUCCAUUGGAAGUGUCCAAACUUGCAGCCUGCUGACGUUUCGAGUAGGAAGCAUCUUUUUAGAAGACAUGAACUGUGUGCGCGUGCGUGCGCGCGAGUGAGUGUGUGUGUGCGUGCGUGUGCGUGCGAGGCGUGUGCACAGGGUUACAGCGGGGAUAUACGUGUGUACGCGUACGUGCGUGCGAGCGCCUGCGUGUGCCUGCAUGCAUGUUGUGCAUGUGUACGCCCACAUCCCCGCACAUUUGUUUUAUGCCCAAAAGUUGUACAUCUGCAUUUUUAUAUUUAUAUAUGUGUACAUAUACAUUUAUAAAAGUCACAAGAAGAAGCUAUAUUCUAUAAAUAUAUAUGUACAAUUAUACAUAGAAUGUGUGUGCCUACGCGUAUACAUAUUUAUGAAUGUCUAGCGAGGUCGUUAUGCAUAGCCAUGCAUAUACAUAGGCGUACUUUAGGACGAAGGAGGAAGGCGAGAGAGAUUAGCGGUUCCUCGACCCGUCCCUUCAACCUUCAGGACAGCGCGGGGUGUCCCGGAACAUGUAGGCACUGACCGUCCCGCCCCGCAGCCGCUGAGUGCAGCACAGCCUCUCCUCCAGCCCUGAUCCUUAUGGGACACUUUGUCUGCGUGACGUGACGAGGUACCACCAGCAGGUGGCGCUGUCAGUCUGACUGGAGCUUUGGAAUAAGCUUCAGUUAAAAGUUAUAGACCAUGACCUGAUUUUCACCUCUUCACACCUAAAUUAAAUAUAAAGCUCUGGAAAAAAAAUUAGACACCACUUAAAAUUGAUGAAAAACCUCUAGAAUAUAACCAACGGGAAGACAGAUAAUCACAAGCCUUCAAAACAAGCACCAGGAGUGGCAUAAAGUUAUCCAAAAGCAGUGUGUAAGACUGGUGGAGGAGAACAUGCCAAGAUACAUGAAAACUGUGAUUAAAAACCAGGGUUAUUCCACCCAAUAUUGAAAAUUACAUUUCUAAACUCUUAAAACUUCAUGAAUAUGAACUUGUUUUCUUUGCAUUAUUUGAGGUCUGAAAGUUCUGCAUCUUUUUUUUGUUAUUUCAGCCAUUUCUCAUUUUCUGUAUAUAAAUGCUCUAAAUGAGAAUAUUUUCCUUUAGAAUUUAUGAGAAAUGUUGUCCGUAGUAAAACAACAAUGUUUAUUUUAUUCAAACAUAAACCUAUAAAUAGCAAAAUCAGAGAAUUCAGAUUCAGAAACUGAAGUGGUCUCAAUUUUUUCCAGAGCUUUUAAUAGAUAUAUAUAUGUGUAUGUAUAUGGGCAGUUUUAUUGACUUAUUUAUUCAAUGAUCAUAAACAACUCUCAUGAGUGUUUUUUUACUUCCGUGUGCAUUAACCUUUCUUUUAAAUAAUAAUAAUAAAAAAAUAAUAAUUUAAUACUAUUUUAAACACCAAACUAGAGCAUUAGUACCCAUUGGGAGAGACCUCUUCUUCAUAUAUUUUUGCAUUAAUCUAUGCUUAAAAAUUCUUAAUAAUAGAAAAUAAAUGUGCUGCAGAAGUCUUUGUUUAAUUAGCAUUUUUUUUUGAGCAGUGACAUACAACUGCCUGGCCAAAAAAAAAGUCACCACCUGGAUUUGAGUAAGUAAAUGAUGUGGGGUUGAUGCUGCAGUUGGUCAGGUCUAGGUUGAGCAACAGUAUAUGCUGAAAGAAUGAGGUCAGCUGAAUAUACUGAAUAUAUAUUUUGCAAAAUUAAAGCAACACUGUUUUGAAAGGAAUCUUGUGACAUUGCAGAAGAUUAUUGAAACAAUGCCACAGCGAAUGCGUGCUGCAGUCGAAGCUAAAGAUGGUUCAAUUAAAUAUUAGUGUGAUGCUUUUUUUGGCCAGGCAGUGUAGAAGAAACACUUCUGCUUUUCAAGACUUAGAAAAUGUUCUUUAUGGAACCAAAAGGCCUUUCUUCUGUGGCAUCAAUCAAAAAAUGAAUCUGUAGUGCCUUUAGACCCUGUUUACAUCUGGUCACUCUUUCUGUUAUGAGUAACAGGACUAUAUCUGGAUGAAUCUAAACCAAAUAAAAAUGCAAGUGAAUGCCAGAUUCAAAUCCCAUCACUUAAACCACUUUAGGAGAUGGUCUGAAGCCACAUUGUAUCCAGGAUUUGUUUAAUAACUAAACGAAACUCCUCCCAAUGCGACUGAAACACUAGUAAUAAUUGCUGUGUGAUGAGGAAAUUUGGCCUGACUAACCUAAGCCACAUUUGACUACCAAGUGUAAAUAGGGAUUUGAAAUCUUGUCAGAAUAUAAUUCAGAUAAAGGUCACAUAAAGGUGUGAUCAGGUGUAAACAGAUCAGAUAUAAAAAGAUUGUUUUGUAGCUUGUUUAGAUCCAGUUUACCCCUAGUCACUUUGUGUGCUUUGAGUGUAAACACAUUUUUUUUAUCAGAACAAGAUCCAGAUACUAGUCACAAUGUGACCAGGUGUAAACAGUCCCUUCCUUUUCUCCAUCAAACUACAAAAAAGAGUUACUUAGACCUUUAAACAAAGCUAAAUCAUACUGUUUUUAUUUAAUGUAUUUAUUGUUAUUACGUCCUUCAUUGUCAGAGCAUUACAGUCCUGACAGGAAUUUGACACUUUGGACUAAUCUGUUCUUCACCUGCUACCCUCAGAUUUUCUUUUCUUUUAUAUUUAGCCAGAUAUGUUGUUGCAUUUCACUUUUCUUCAGGCAGUGGUCUGAACUUUUCAUUCAUUUCACCACAGCAAAGGCAAACCAACAGAUCAAACAGCCAGAAGACUAUUCUGAACGACCCACGGCUCGCUCACACAGAAGCCAGGUCCAGAUAGAUUGGCUCGUCCAUUAGAAGCGGUUUGUCUCUGCCUGGUGCCCUAAAUAGCUCCAGAUAACGUCCCAGACUGGUCCCGCUGUCCGUGUGCUGGAACGGGCUGUGUGCUGACUCGGCUGCUGUACGGUGAGGCUACAGCACUGCUAGUUAGGCUAGAUUUCUCUUUCCUCUGAGGCUUCUACAUGUUCAAAUGAGUGAUGAUGACUGAGUGAAGAAAAAGAAAUAGAAAAAAAGAAAAAAAAAAAACUCUGUGUCUGGCCUUCAAGGACUUUUUCGGUUGUUGUUUCUUAAUUUUUAUUUUAAUAAAAGAGGCACAUUAGAAGACCUUUGUCUUUGUUUAGAAUGAGAAUGUCGGGAGAAAUGUAAUUUUGCAAAUAAAAUACCUCUAAAAGAAA
Molecule: messenger RNA, 6231 nt
Organism: Astyanax mexicanus (Mexican tetra)
Lineage: Eukaryota; Metazoa; Chordata; Actinopteri; Characiformes; Acestrorhamphidae
Gene: gnal
Product: guanine nucleotide binding protein (G protein), alpha activating activity polypeptide, olfactory type
Exons: 12
Coding region: 250-1389 (379 amino acids)
Biological process (GO): adenylate cyclase-modulating G protein-coupled receptor signaling pathway
Cellular component (GO): heterotrimeric G-protein complex
Molecular function (GO): G-protein beta/gamma-subunit complex binding; GTP binding; G protein-coupled receptor binding
Source: RefSeq, a predicted model, not a curated record